AUGUCAAAGAAAAAAGGUCUGAGUCUCGAUGAAAAGCGGCAAAGAAUGUUGAAUUUUUUCUAUGAGAAAAAGGACUUUUUUCAACUUAAGGAAUUGGAAAGGUUAUGCCAGAAAGAAAGAGGCAUCAACUCUAUGUCUGUAAAGGAUGUAUUGAUGAGCCUUGUUCAUGACGGUUUGGUCGAUACUGACAAAAUAGGGACUAGUGUUUACUUUUGGGCGUUUCCCAGUAAAGCUGCACAAAAACUUAAAAACAACAUAGAAAAAGUAACAGAAGAUAUUCAGAACACACGCUACCAAAUUUCUAAGAUAACGAGAGCUUUGGAUGAAGCUUUGUUAAAAAGGAAAGAUACAGAGGAGCGAAACAGAGUUAUAAACGAGCUAACUGAACAAAAGUUGUUGCUUGAAUCUCUUAGUGUUGAGCUUCAGAAUUUAAAAAAAUACGAUCCUGAUCGCCUGUUGGAGCUAAAGCAACAAGAAGUGGUGGCUGUUGACUCUGUCAAUCGCUGGACGGAUAAUAUAUUUAUGAUCAAGUCGUGGUUAAAUAACAAAUUUUCUCUUGAUGAAGCUACAUUUUGUCGCCAAUUUGAAAUACCUGAAAAUUUUGACUAUAUCUCUUGA
Schistosoma rodhaini is the source of this 618-nucleotide messenger RNA. NCBI's taxonomy places the organism in Eukaryota, Metazoa, Platyhelminthes, Trematoda, Strigeidida, Schistosomatidae. The record is from the annotation of a GenBank genome assembly.